Molecule: messenger RNA, 5163 nt
Organism: Pangasianodon hypophthalmus (striped catfish)
Lineage: Eukaryota; Metazoa; Chordata; Actinopteri; Siluriformes; Pangasiidae
Gene: chrnb2
Product: cholinergic receptor, nicotinic, beta 2
Exons: 6
Coding region: 286-1830 (514 amino acids)
Biological process (GO): monoatomic ion transmembrane transport; signal transduction; regulation of membrane potential
Cellular component (GO): synapse; postsynaptic membrane; neuron projection
Molecular function (GO): acetylcholine-gated monoatomic cation-selective channel activity; transmembrane signaling receptor activity
Source: RefSeq, a predicted model, not a curated record
UCUCCCAUCAGUAACGGUGCACUUCACGCGCGUCACGAUCAACCCACCAUAUACCUGGCUUCUCGUAACACACUCCUCUCUCCCUUGUAUUGUAAAGUAUGCUUUGUAAGUCCAGGGUCGACGUGAAGCCAUCCUAGCCUACAGAAUUAGGAGAAGAAAGCAGAACACACGGCGAUUCGGGUUUAGUGUCCACCUCUCCACUCCGCAGUCGCUCACCGAUCCGCGCGCGCGCAAAAAAUCCCAUCUGUCAUUCGUGCGACCGAUGUCCUCCUCAUCCGAGCCGACAUGGCUCCAUGGACGGCGUUGUGCCUGCUGCUGGCCACUGCGACAAGUAGCCAAGGAGCUGACACAGAGGAGCGACUGGUUGAGCAUCUCCUAAAUCCUGCUCACUACAACAAACUGAUUCGGCCAGCAACAAAUGGCUCAGAGUUGGUGACUGUGCAGCUGAUGGUCUCACUGGCACAGCUUAUCAGCGUGCAUGAGAGAGAGCAGAUCAUGACCACGAACGUCUGGCUCACUCAGGAGUGGCAGGACUACCGUCUCAUAUGGGACCCAGAUAAGUUCGAUGGCAUGAAGAAGGUACGCCUUCCCUCCAAACACAUCUGGCUGCCAGAUGUCGUCCUCUACAACAAUGCUGAUGGGAUGUAUGAAGUGUCCUUCUACUCCAACGCUGUAGUCUCAUAUGAUGGCAGUGUGUUCUGGCUGCCACCAGCAAUCUACAAGAGUGCCUGCAAGAUCGAGGUGAAGCAUUUCCCAUUCGACCAGCAGAACUGCACUCUGAGUUUCCGCUCAUGGACGUAUGACCGCACAGAGGUGGACCUGGUGUUGCGUGCCGAUGUGGCCAGCAUGGAUGACUUCACACCAAGUGGUGAGUGGGACAUCAUUGCACUGCCUGGGCGUCGCAAUGAGAACCCAUCAGACCCAGCCUACGUGGCCAUCACAUAUGAUUUCAUCAUCCGCCGCAAGCCACUCUUCUACACCAUCAACCUGAUAAUCCCAUGUGUGCUGAUCACAUCACUGGCUAUUCUGGUGUUCUACCUGCCAUCGGACUGUGGUGAGAAGAUGACGCUAUGCAUAUCCGUGCUGCUAGCACUCACUGUCUUCUUGCUGCUCAUCUCCAAGAUUGUGCCACCUACAUCUCUGGAUGUGCCACUUGUGGGCAAGUACCUGAUGUUCACCAUGGUGCUUGUCACAUUCUCCAUUGUCACUAGUGUGUGUGUGCUCAACGUGCACCACCGUUCACCCACUACCCACACCAUGCCCCCGUGGGUCAGGGUGGUCUUCCUUGAUAAGCUUCCUGCCCUACUCUUUAUGCGACAGCCCAGAAACAGCAGCGAGCGCCAAAAGCUACGGCAACGGCGCCGUGCUAAUGAGAAACUUGGCAUCUCUGGCCAGGAGAGUGGUGAGGUGUGCACAUGCUAUGUCAAUCGGGCCUCAGUCAAGCAGUUUGGAGGAGAAGUAGGUGAAGGUGGUGGAGAUUCCAUGGAAGGAUUGAAUGGUCUGAGGGACGGAGGUCGUGAGGGUAGAGAAGGCACCUCGGCUUUGCCACGGGCAAAGCAGCAGCCUCCUACUACUCUUCCUCAGGGCCUUCUGGGCCAGGCAUGCCCAGGCUUUGAGGAAGCUGUGGAGGGAGUGCGCUUCAUUGCCAACCACAUGAAGUGUGAAGAUGAUGAUCGCAGCGUGAGUGAGGACUGGAAAUAUGUUGCCAUGGUGAUUGAUCGCCUCUUUCUCUGGAUCUUCGUCUUUGUGUGUGUCUUUGGCACAGUGGGGAUGUUCCUGCAGCCUCUCUUUCAGAACUCGUCCAAGACUGUCAUUAACACGCCUGGCUGACCAAUCAGAGACCCCCACAUCACAGGAUGGAGAGAGGAGGGAGGAGUGACAGCUCACGCUGAGGGGAACUGAGAUGGGUUUGUGUUUGACUCUAGACUGCUCUUCAGCCAUAAUCCUCUAGGUUUAUAUGGAGACCUUUUUUUGGAAUAUCUAAACACACUCAAUAACCACACAGCAAUUUUUUAAAUGCGAAGCACCUCUCAUCCAACACCCUUCCUCCUCUCUUUUGAGUGACAAAAUAAGCACGCCAAUCAGGGAGAGAGCACACUUCACUCUGCCAGCCAACCAGUGUUAUUCUCUGCAAGCAGCCUGCUAGAUUGAGCCAUCUUCACCCACGAGCUCCACCGUGUGACAGCUAGCGAGCAUACAGCUUCCUCAAGAGACUAGUGACUGCUAAUUACUGUAGGAGAGAUGGGUUUAAGUGAAAAUUCAAUUCCACCUAUUCUGAAAAAUUUCCAGUAUGAUUAAUUUUUCCUAGUCUAUGGCCUACAUGCUAUAGCGCAUUGCACAUACAAUACCAAUGUCAUCGUUUCUGUGUGAGAACACAAUUGAAUGCUCAUUUUAGGCUUUGAGGUAAUACUGUAUUAUUCUAUUAACAUAAACAGAAUGUGUUUUAAAGUAUAACAUUCAUGACAAUACACAGUGAUACACAGUGGGGAGAAAUGGAUAGCAAUGAAUGACAAGCUGUGUAUAUUCUAGAUAUAAAAUUGUGAUGAAAAUGGAGGUAAAGGAAAAAUAGAGGCAGACUGAAUAGAUAAAGAGGUUAGAUUUAAAAAAAUUAUCAGAUCCUUUAUAGCUGUGAUAUGCAUAUUGGAUUUAAGUUCCUCUUUUCCUUUCCUUCUCUCCUCUACUCUCACCUUUCCUUUUACAUGUUUUGACUCCUUGUGCAGCUGUAAUGUGUAUUGUCAUUUGCUAUGAAUGAAUGGUGGAGCACACACAGUGUAUUAUUAAUGUUUUGGGACUCUCUCAUUUGUGGUGGUGGGUAACAAUACACUCCUGCACUAUGUUUGUACCAUAACCCCGUCUGCACCACUGCCAUCCUCUCCAUUCAACUGUAUCUAUCUCAUUGCUUUAAUCUUCUCCCUUUAUUUGAUCCCCUGCCUUCAAAGUUACAUUAGAGAGAUAUCCUAGUAUCAUUAUACUCUGUAUCAUAAACACUAUUUAUAUGAAUUUUAAUAAUUCACUUGCCUGUGAAGUACGAUUACUGUAGGGUUCGCUCAUUGCAAGUGUCUUGAUCAGAGCGGUUUUUCACAGUAAUAACCUGUUACUAUUUUUCAGCAUUUUCUAAACCUGAUCUUUCCUAAAGCUUAUUAUCGAAGAUUGAAAACAUUGAAAAUACAUAGCUGACAGUAUUUUCAGAACAAGUCCACUUUUGUGUUCCUGUGUCCCUCUUAGGUGAUUCAUCACUGUCCUCAGAGUCUCCUGCUUAUAUAUUUCUGCAUCAUCGCCUUAGGGAUAGAAGGUCAUGUUUCCAAUCUUCUAAAGUAACCUUAACCUUCCUUCAAAUGACUAAAGGAAAAAGGAAUUGUAUCAUAUUUCUAUUUUAUCUACAUUAGCAUCAAAUACUUGCCAAGAGAUGUGUUAUGCUGGCAAAUAAAGAUGCAGCUCUAUGCAGCCCCCCCCCAACCCCCCACCCCCCAUCCUGCGCACACACACACACACACACACACACACACACACACACACACACACACACAAACACACUCAAACACACACACUCCCUCACCGGACUCACACCUUUAUUCCUCUGCCUGACCCCUCACUUUAUCAUAAUCUGUUCAAUAAAGUCUGGAGGUUCAUUACUUUAUGUGUGUAUCUGAUUUAAGCGUGUCUACUUAAAAGGUUUAUAAAUUUCUUCUUGGAAUUUAGUGAGUACAGUGUUUUCUUAAGACCUUUUGAUUCCUGCAUAAGAAGAAGUUGCACUAGUAGAAGGGAAACAGCUAUUCAGUCCAGUGUGCUGAAUUUCAGUAGCGUAACUCCAGUAUGUACUGUACCAUAACUGGUGCCACUUUGAGUAUAUUCUAACCACACUGACUAAUGCCAAGCUAAUUCUACUUAACUCAGAUUCACAGUAAAAUUUAGUAGAUCCAUAACUUAAAAUACAGGAACUUUGUUUGCAUGGUCAUGUCUCUAAACCAGUUCAAGUGUCAUUUUUUUUUUUUUUUUUUUAAUAUACUGGGAAAAUAUAUGUUUUCUUUCUGUGACAUCCUGUGUAUUAUACAAAAAAACUUGCCUGAUUUUGCAAUAAUUACAACAUAUUCAGUUAUUAUAUAUAUGAAAAUGUAUAAAAGUUAUUCGGUUUGGGCUGUAUUAGGAAUUAAGAAUUCGCUACUUACGUCAGCAAAUACUUAAGUUCAAAAGAUAUUUCAAUAUGUAUGCAUAUUCAGAAUCAGUGUUCACAGGUGCUAAAGUUUUCUGAGCAGCCCAUUCAGGUUAGUAAAAUUACCAAAUUCAUGCCUCCAAGGCUGCCAAAUUUUCUUGUGUGGGAGCAUCCGAGAUGGGUUUUUCAUUAGAAUCCUGACCACCACCUUUAAAAACAAGCACUUACCAGUAACCCUGAAAAAAUUGGGGGAUAAAAAAUGAUAGAGAAACUUACAGAGACAUCUUUAAAAAAAAAAAAGAGGAGGGAACUAAUGGUAAGAAAAUGGUAAGCAUUAAAAUAAACAUAUAAUACGAGUCUACUGCUUCAUUCAGUACAUCUUAUUCUUUUACAGGAUGAACUGGAAGUACAGCAGCAGAAAUCAUAAAGCUUAAACAGGGGUGAAAAACAGUGUGCAUCUACUGUUGAGAGCUAAAGCCAGUGACUGGACAGGACAUGAAAAAUAGACACUAAUGCCUGGUUGUAGGCCCUUUUAAUUUACUAUUUGGAUUUAUUGAAUUAAUAAAAUAAUGGCAGUGAUUUUGUUAGAUUAAUGUGCUCUCCUGUAAAAUAAAUGUGCCCAUGAUUUGAGCAAGAAGUUGAGCAAGCCUUCAUUUAUGACACUUACAGCUCACUUUACGUAAGUAUAGUUCAUAAUUUUAUCCAUUUAAAAUUCAGUUCUUAUGCUAAGCGACUAUGAUGCAUCUCCAAUGUCCUUUCCUUGGAUUUUACAUGGAAGAUAUUUAAUUAAUUAAUCGUUUCAUGGUUACAUCUGAGGUAUGAAUACCAAUGUGCAAAAUUUCUCUAUUAACCGGUGGUAGAAAGAGUACAAACCACACUGACUUGAGAAAAAGAACUGCUACUGUAAUAAUUCACUUGAGUGGUGAUCAAGAAAACUACUUAAGUAAGAAUAAAUCAUCUGGUUAACAAAAAACUACUUGAGUAACUAAUUUAUAACUUAUUUUAUAACUUAU